This is a messenger RNA of Octopus bimaculoides (California two-spot octopus), 2196 nucleotides long. Its product is annotated as glycerol-3-phosphate dehydrogenase, mitochondrial. The record is from RefSeq and is a predicted model, not a curated record. Gene Ontology annotation, biological process: glycerol-3-phosphate metabolic process. Gene Ontology annotation, molecular function: calcium ion binding; glycerol-3-phosphate dehydrogenase (quinone) activity. NCBI's taxonomy places the organism in Eukaryota, Metazoa, Mollusca, Cephalopoda, Octopoda, Octopodidae. Gene Ontology annotation, cellular component: mitochondrion.
GAAGACUGCAAUGAUUGAGAAAUAUGACUUUGCAUCUGGGACCAGUAGCCGAAGUACAAAGUUGAUUCAUGGAGGUGUACGGUAUCUACAGAAGGCUGUAUUUAAUUUAGAUUACGAACAGUAUAAAAUGGUUAAGGAAGCUUUAAUUGAGAGGUCAAACUUGAUACAAAUAGCACCGCACUUAGCUUAUGCUUUCCCCAUUAUGUUGCCACUGUAUAGAUGGUGGCAAGUGCCUUAUUAUUGGGCUGGAAUUAAAAUGUAUGACUUCGUGGCUGGAAAACAGAAAUUGAAAAGCAGCUAUUUCCUGUCCAAGUCAAAGGCUCUGGAAUUGUUCCCAAUGUUGAAGAGAGAUGAAUUGGUUGGUGCUCUUGUUUAUUAUGACGGUCAACAUGAAGAUGCCCGGAUGAACAUUGUACUGGCCAUGACAGCCAUCAGGAUGGGAGGCUCUUUGACCAACCGUGUAGAAGCAAAAAGUUUAGUGAAGGAAAAAGAUGAAAAUGGAAAAGAGAAGAUCUGUGGUGCCAUUGUAAAAGACUGUCUUACAGGAGAAGAAUGGACAGUAAAAGCUCGCUGUGUCAUCAAUGCAACAGGACCCUACACAGAUUCAAUCAGGAUGAUGUCCAACGCAGAAAACAAAAAUAUUUGUAAACCUAGCUCAGGAGUUCACAUAAUUUUACCCGACUACUACAGCCCCUCUCACAUGGGUUUACUAGAUCCAUCAACCAGUGAUGGAAGGGUGAUAUUUUUUCUACCUUGGCAGAAAGUCACUCUAGCAGGUACCACAGACAAUGAAUGUGAGGUUUCAGAUUUUCCACAACCAACUGAGAAGGAAAUUCAAUUUAUAUUAACAGAGAUUAGAAAUUAUCUUAAUCCUGAUGUCAGAGUUCGUCGUGGUGAUGUCUUGUCAGCAUGGAGUGGCAUCCGUCCUCUAGUCAGAGACCCAAACAAAUCCGAUACACAAUCUCUAGCUCGGAACCACAUCAUUGAAGUGUCUGAUGAUAAUCUGAUCACCAUUGCUGGGGGAAAGUGGACCACUUACAGACAUAUGGCUGAAGAAACCAUCGAUAAAGCAGUCAAGGUUUGUGGAUUGAAACCCAAGACUCCAACUUGUCAGACCAAGGGUCUUCUGCUAGAUGGCGCCCACGAAUGGUCACCAACUCUGUUUAUCCGGCUUGUACAAGACUUUGGCUUAGAAAAUGAAGUUGCACAACAUCUUGCAGGGACAUAUGGAGACAGGGCAUACAAAGUGGCUAAAAUGGCUGGAAUGACUGGUAAAAGAUGGCCUAUUUUUGGUCGGCGGCUGCAUGAGGAAUACCCUUAUAUUGAAGCUGAGGUCCGAUAUGCUGUUCGAGAAUAUGCUACAUCCGCUGUUGAUAUUCUUGCACGCCGCACACGUCUAUCAUUCUGCAAUGCUAUUGCAGCAGAGGAGGCUCUACCCAGAGUGGUAGAUAUAAUGGCUGAGGAACUUGGAUGGAAUGAAAACCAGAAAAAGGAUCAAAUUGAACAUUGCAAGAAGUUCCUUCGUCGGGAAAUGGGUCUUGAGCUCAAAGCUGCCUCUGCUAACGUACCUAUUAAUUUCACAAAGGACGAAAUCAAUGAGUACAUUGCUAAAUUUAAAUCACUGGACACUGACAACAAGGGCUUCAUUACAGUCAAUGACCUCAGGAAGAAUUUCAAGAAAAGUAACCAAACUGUCAGCGAGGACCAUCUCCAUCAAAUUUUGCAAGAAGUUGAUCUGAAUAAAAAUGCACAAGUUGACAUGGGAGAAUUCCUGCAGAUGAUGAGUGCACUAAAGACUGGUGCCAUUUCUAACAGCCGAUUUGCAUAUGCUGUACGUGGUGGUGAGAGUGCUGUGAUACCUGUUGAACGCAGUGGCGGUGGUGUCUAGGUGUUUUCCAUCCCUUUUUUAUUUUAACCAAAUGGGUAUUAAAUCUAUUUGCACACUUUAGAAUUAUGUAAUGAUUUAUUUUAUGUCUUGAUAUUAGUGAAACAGAGAUAACUUCUUGGAAUCUCAUUUGGGAGUCAGAUAAAUUCCUCAUCUGGUGACUCUAUCGCAUGCCUGACCAUUGUUGGUAAAUUCAUUGUCAUGCUGAACACAUUGUUGGUAAGUGAUGUUUUGGGGGUGGGUAUGCUUUUUUUAUCCACAGAGAAAAAAAAAGAAUUGCUAAACAUUAAAGUUUCCACAUGCACAAUAAA